CAGACACGGCUGCGCCUGCGUCGCUUCUUCCGUCCUACAGAUGGUGCGCUCGAUUUCUGACGGCAUGACGUCACUGGGAAUUUCCAGCGAGGAAGUAAUAUUGUAUCUCAUAGAACGAGUGGCUGAAAGUGGCAUAUGCACAAUCACAAGAAAAAAGAAACUAGUUUCUCCUCAGCCGCACUGAAGAAGACUGAUUUUAUUUCCCUGGUUGUUUACAUAUGGAUUCGUAGCUUUUUUACGCGGCUGCUCGUCUCGUCGUUUCUCUUAAUGGAAAUGGCGCAGUGAAGUGAGUUACUGUCUGCUGGCCCCUGAGACUGUUAACUUUGAAGAUCUCCCGCCUCCAGCUACACCAGUCUUGAUAGAAAACCAACAGCUUCACGAAACGGUGAAGACAUGAACGAUGAAGAUGUAUAUCUGGGAGUUACUCACCCUAUAUUUGAAAUGGAUGCUUUUGAUCCACUGAUUCCAGUGGAGCCUUUAAAUUUUCCUAAUAUGCCAUCUUAUAAUUCACCACGAAUAGCUGAUGGGCCGUACCUGGAAAUCAUAGAACAGCCUAAACAGAGAGGCUUUCGUUUUCGCUAUGGCUGUGAAGGGCCAUCUCAUGGUGGACUACCUGGAGCUUCAAGUGAAAAGAAUAGAAAAUCCUAUCCUCAAAUUAAGAUUUGCAAUUACCAGGGCCCAGGAAGAAUUGUGGUUCAGCUGGUUACUUGUUCCAAAGAGGUACAUUUGCAUGCACACAGCUUGGUUGGAAAGCAGUGUGACAAAGGAAUAUGCAUUGUUGACAUACCACCCAAGGAUUCAUGUGUCAGUUUCCCAAACUUGGGGAUCCUCCAUGUGACUAAGAAGAAUGUUGCCAAAACCCUGGAGGACAGAAUGAUAGAGGCUUGUAAAAUGGGCUUUAAUGCAGGGAUUCGAAUUCACCAGGAGAUAGACUGUUUAUCAGCAGAGGGAAGGAUACCUAGAGACAUUAAUGAAUACCAAAAAAGUCUAAUCAGUAAUGCAGCAAUCAAUCAAGCAAAAGAUAUGGAUCUCAGUGUUGUCAGACUAAUGUUUACAGCCUUUCUACCAGACAGUGAUGGAAGCUAUACAAGGCGAUUAGACCCUGUUAUUUCUGACCCAAUAUACGACAGCAAAGCCCCUAAUGCAUCUAAUUUAAAGAUUGUGAGAAUGGAUCGAACUGCUGGUUGUGUCACUGGAGGAGAAGAGGUCUAUUUACUUUGUGAUAAGGUUCAAAAAGAUGAUAUCCAAGUACGAUUCUAUGAAGAGGAUGAUACUGGAGGUUUUUGGGAAGCAUUCGGGGACUUCUCUCCUACAGACGUUCACAGGCAGUUUGCUAUUGUCUUCAAGACUCCAAAAUACAGAGACCUCAAUUUACAAAAGCCAACAUCGGUAUUUGUCCAGCUAAAAAGAAAAUCUGACAAUGAAACAAGUGAACCAAAACCCUUCACAUACCAUCCCCAAAUAAUAGACAAGGAGGAGGUCCAGAGGAAGAGACAGAAGACUCUACCCAGUUUCCCAGAUUACGGACCACCAGGGUCUGGAUCAGGAGGAAUUUAUAGAGGAGGAGGAGGAGGAGGUGGUGGUGGAGGAGGAGGAGGAGGAGGCAACACUGGUGGCCCUGGAGGGGGAUUUAACUUCCAAGGAUUCUCAAACUACAAUAAUUUCGGAACUGGUUAUUUUCCUCAAGGCUCAGGUGGAAGUGGUCCUGGACUAAAACAUGCAGCACUAGGUCCUCCUAACGUUGACAGUGAUGAUGACAGUGAUCUGGAUGAGGACAGGUGGCCACCAGGCAAUUCAGUGGUUUCUUGUCAAAAAACAUUAGAACCUGGUGCUGUAACUUUAAAGGGGGAGAAUACAUCAGAUGAUGAUGUGAAACAUUUGCAAGAGUCUGAAAAAGUGACAAUAGAAGAUGCUGUUACUCCUGACCUGCAGUUCACUGAAAAGGAAGCUCAGCUUGCACUGCAUCAUGCUUGUGCUCUUUUCAAUUACGCUAUCACAGGGGAUGUAAAAGAGUUACUGGCUGUUCAGAGACCUCUCAUAGCUACUCAGGAUGAAAAUGGAGAUACGGGCUUACACCUGGGUGUUAUCCAUAGCAAAAGUGAGGCAGUAAAAAAUCUUGCCGAUGUGUUAGCCAGUAUUCCUGGCGAAGAUGUCAUCAAUAUGAGGAAUGACCUGUACCAGACUCCCUUGCACUUGGCGGUUAUCACAGAACAAGUGAAUGUCGUAGAGUCUCUGUUGAAAGCCAAAGCUGACGUAUCACUCACUGACAGAAAUGGAAACACAGCUUUACACCUGGCUGCCAAAGAAGGCCAGGCAACCAUUCUGGGACAUUUGCUUCAGUAUAAAGAAGUAAAACUGCUGCUUAAUCAACCAAAUAGUAAUGGUUUAUACCCAGUUCACCUUGCCGUACUUGCAAACAGUCUGUCAUCGGUGAGGCAGCUGCUGGCUGCUGGAGUGGACGUGAAUGCCCGUGAACAGAGCUCGGGACGAACAGCGCUGCACCUUGCAGCAGAGCAAGAAAAUGUCUCUCUAGCAGGCAGCCUUCUUCUUGAGGGUAAUGCGCAUGUUGACUCCUGCACAUAUGAUGGGUCCACUCCACUACACAUUGCAGUUGGAAGGAAGUCUGCUAAACUUACCGCAUUAUUGAAAGCUGCAGGUGCUGAUAUUUAUAAAGAGAAUUUUGAGCCCUUGUAUGAAAUACAUAAUAAAUACUGUGAAGAUCAAGAGGAAGAGGACGAUGAAGGUUUUGUGCCUGGAACAACUCCUCUGGACAUGGCCCUUUCUGAUGAGAUUUAUGAUAUUCUAAAUGGAAAAGAAUAUAAACCAAAGAUGGACUCGCCAGUUUUCCUUCCACAAGGAGAUAUUAACCAUCUCUCAAAAGAAGCAAGAUAUGAAUUGUGUAAAGCAUUGGAAUUUCCAAAGCAGACAUGGGAGGUCUUAGCCCAAAAGUUAGGUCUAGGUGUACUUAACUGUGCCUUCAGAUCAAGUACAUCUCCAGCAAAAACACUUCUGGACAGCUAUGAGGUUUCUGGUGGAACAAUCAUUGAGCUACUGGAUGGCCUAAAAGCAAUAGAAAAUGUCAAGGCUGUUGAAAUUGUUCAGAAAGCUCUCAUUGGGUUUGUAUACAGCCCAGACGAAGAUGAAGAACUUUCAGAAAGUGUCCCUUAUCUUCAGCAACAAACCGCUGGCCAGGGUGCUGGAAGAAUUCAAGACUUGAAGAACAACACAAAUGAAGAUGGUGGUGUGUGUGACAGUGGCGUAGAAACAUCCUUCCGGAAGCUCAGCUGCAUGUCUGAGGAGUCGCUGCACAGCAUUGUUGAUGACCUGCUACUGGGUGACCAGCCUGUCUUUACUUUAACAAGCAGUAUGGAUGUCUGAGAACCACACAAGAACAGAAGAAAGAAAAAAUAUCAUUGCUUUUUGUGGCAUUUGUAUUUGUGAAAAUCGCCUAUCUGUGAAAGACAUUACUUGCAGUUUUCUAUACCUGCAGCAAAAGUGAUGCCAAUUAGAUGCAAUCUUCUGCUGUAAGCCUCAGGCCCUUUUUCUAAGGCCUGCAGAAGGUACUUUAGGCCCAGUGAAUCAGUGUUAAUUUUUUUUGAUAAAAACCAAGACGACAAAUGCUCAACGUUUUUUCUGCAACAAAAACUCAACAAGAACUAAAUAAAAAUGCACCAUUAAUGAUAAAAACUAAGAUAAAUGCUUUUAAAAUCAUUGCUGAUGAAAAGAAAAUGUUAGAAACAGACAACAGACAACUGGACAAUGAGUGAUUGCACAUCUCAGUUACACAUGACUCAAUUUUAAAAACUUGUAUGCAUAUACUUGUAAGACUAGUUUGGGCACCAUCAGGAAAUCAUCACUUCAGCCAGAAUCCUGCUCCACACAGCUCCGCUAUGUCUCAGGCAAAAAAAGCGGUCAGACAUAUGGACCAACUUUAAUCAUAACACUGAUGAAAAUAAAACGCAGUGUAAGCCUCAUGGAAUGAAGCUCACAGGAAAGAACACCACAAACCUGAGAGGCUUCUAUAGGCGCGCCAUCCUGAGAUUCAUGGCAAGAUAUGUAACGUUAUCUAGGUGGCGACUUGCCCGAUGCCAAUGCCGCUAUCUUUGGCUCUUAUUCACUCUGCGAAUACUAACGUGUCAAGUUAAUUUUAGGUGUGCUGCUAGUAGGAAUGUCACAUCGAUAGUAAGGUCGGUACUGCAUUCUGGCAUGACCGCACAUAUAUGAAUAACUUAAGAUGGCACAAUAAUAUGUGACAAAAAUGUGAGUAAAAUCUACAGUGGUGAUGAUACAGUACAGCAUCAACAUGUUGAAAAGAGAAACAGCACUAGUCAUGUCUGGCAAUGCGUGUGAUUAGGGAAAACCUACCAUUAAUGGGGAAAAAAAAGACGCAGACACAGACGGGCUUAUGUUGUUACAAGUGUUACCCUUUGCAAUUUACUUAAACAGAUUCAGGCAGCUUUGAGAGUGCAAUCAGAUGUGAGCUGUAACUGUUUGUUAGGGUUAGUAGUGUUACAGCAGAUGAAAUGACGGGGGGGUUCAUCUCUUUUAUACAGUGUCCUACAUGGUUUGCAUUCGUGCCUCGAUUGUAAUGAGUACUACAUCUACACGUUUGUCCGUGCAUCCAUCCAUUUUAUAACUGGUGGGUAUAGUUUUGGGUUGCAGGUGAAACCGCCUCACACACAUCCACUUAAUAGGGCACAGUGGCAGGGUCGACAGCAGUCGUAGUAAUUAAUAAUUGAGGCAAGUUUCAAACGAAGUGGCUAUUUGGCUUGUCACCAUCAUGGAUGAAAUGAGCUAUUCCAUUUGUUAAUACUAACAUAAAAUGUGUUUAGGAUUUCGGUGCUUAAAGUUCUUGAAGCGCAUCUCCUGAUUAAUACGAUACGUACAUGUACAGUAUGGAAAAACAGCAUCACUGCUGAAUAAGAAUAUGCAGACACUAAAUUUGUGUUAUUCAUUUGGUUUUUGAGGGCAAACUACUGUUUAUGACUGUAACCCCUCAAAAUGUGAAAAACGCAGUAAAAGCAAUUAUGUCAUAUACAUUUUUUGGUAAAAAUCUUACAGCAACAUAUCUAAGGCAUGUUGAGGGCCAGAAAACUGUGAUGAUAGAGCAGAGCUGCCAUUAUCUGAUGAAGAUCUUUGGAGUAAAUCCUAUCCACACCUACUCUUCAUUUUGUGUUCAGUAAUCACUGUGUGUGGUUUGGCCCGUUAGCGUUCAUAUCGGUAUAAUAGUUUAGAGGUACAGUAUAUUCUGUGCAUAUCCAUCCAUCCAUUUUCCAACCCGCUGAAUCCGAACACAGGGUCACGGGGGUCUGCUGGAGCCAAUCCCAGCCAACACAGGGCACAAGGCAGGGAACCAAUCCCGGGCAGGGUGCCAACCCACCGCAGGACACACACAAACACACCCACACACCAAGCACACACUAGGGCCAAUUUAGAAUCGCCAAUCCACCUAACCUGCAUGUCUUUGGACUGUGGGAGGAAACCGGAGUGCCCGGAGGAAACCCACGCAGACACGGGGAGAACAUGCAAACUCCACGCAGGGUGGACCCGGGAAGCGAACCCGGGUCUCCUAACUGCGAGGCAGCAGCACUACCACUGCGCCACCGUGCCGCCCCUCUGUGCAUAUUCAUAUGUGAAAUAAGAUAUCCAUCUGAUUUUGACUAACUAAUUUACUUAUAGUCGAUCAAACAUCAGUUUACUCUUUCUCAAAUAAAACUAACAAUAAUUAAAUGACUAAAAUGUGACUAAAACUAAAAUGCAAUUUAGUCAGAAGACCAAGACUAAAACUUAAUCAAAAUGAACACUGCAGGGAAUGGCAAGUGUGCCAGAAGAGCUUCAAAUGUAGACGGACCCCGUCGCUCCAUCAAACAUUUUAUCUGUAGUUAGUACAAAACUAAUCAACUCAGCAGAACUUUGAAGUAACGGCUUAAUGACAUGACAAUGACAGCGUUUAUUGUUUUUUCUUUUCAGUCGGCCCAAAUUGUGAAAUUCCUCUAAACCUAAGUGCCGAAAAUGUGCAGAUAAACUGUUAAAAUAAAAACAAGUCUGGAGUUUGGUCACAAUGUAGACAGCUGUAGAGAUGAAGCUGUGGUCUUUUCCAGUUGCCUCAUUUAAUGUAAUAAUAAAGUAGUAUUUAAAGAUAAUAAAACUGGUUUGCAUUGCCUGGGCUGUGCAGCCAUAAAACUUUUUUCGUUUAAAGCAGCCUUCCAUGUGCGACUUUCUACUGUUUUUAAUGUUUUCAAUGAUGGCUCCUAAAGUUGCAGCUGUUUUUGGUGCCUUGAUGUUUAUCUUAUUUUUUUUUUUUCCAUACAGUGUAAUUUUUAAUUUUUUUAACACCAUUUUGUGUAAGUGUUUCCCUUUUGGCUCCUUCAGGAACUGUGGACUUCUGUUAUGUACAGUUCUCAGAAAAUGACUUUUAUGUUGCUUUUUUUUCCUUGUUGAGUUUUAUUUAGAAAAAUCUUAUGAUUUAGACUUACAGUAGUGUUUGCAUUUGCAGCUUUAUCAUAUUGAUAUGUGGUGGGCAGCAGUGAAAACAGACUGUCACACCCUGCUAACUGCAGACCUUGGGAUAAUGUGCACUGUAUAUAAAUAUUAUUUUAAAGUGGAACUGUAUGUUAACUUUUAGAAAUACUGAAAAACAUACAAUACCUUCACGUGCAUCAUGGACUAAAUAGUAUUUUUAAAUAUUGUUAAUCGCUUACAUUUUCUGUGUGUAAAUAUUUGUAAUAAAACGCAUUUAUAUAUAUAUAUAUAUAUAUAUAUAUCUACUGUAUAUAUACAGUAUAUAUGCAAAGUUUAUUUUUUAAGAUAAAAUACGGCCUUUUUUCCCCCCAAGGUUUGGACUUUAACUCUGCUUUAAAACUAGCCGCACUCUGUUGUGUUGUCUUGUGUUUGCAUAUUUGGAGCCCAGUUUCACGCUUGCACUUCUAGGAGCGACACCUUCUCCAGCUCGGCCCUCAAGUUGUUUGGUUUUCUCCUCAAAUCACAGGAAGAAGCAACAGCACCCAAAAACCAGAGUGACAUGAAGCGUCGCAUUGUUAACAGAGUAAGUACUCAAAUAACAUUUUCUGCCGACUUCACUUUAUCAUACAGUAUCUGUAACACAUUUUUUAUGAUGUGCCUAAUGAUUUUUUUCAAACAAUUCAUUUACACACAAGCAGCACCUAAGCAGUGUGAACCGCUCAAGUAAGACCGAUGAAGAAUUGUGCACCAUACACUUGUUAGUUGCCCAAGAUAAUAAAAGGACACUAAAUAUAAAAAAUGUUAUAAAGUUUGGCUUUAAAUUGUAGUAA
Messenger RNA from Erpetoichthys calabaricus (reedfish), 7292 nucleotides. RefSeq names its product nuclear factor of kappa light polypeptide gene enhancer in B-cells 1. The coding region runs from base 394 to 3378 and encodes 994 amino acids. Lineage: Eukaryota; Metazoa; Chordata; Cladistia; Polypteriformes; Polypteridae. Gene Ontology annotation, biological process: canonical NF-kappaB signal transduction; cellular response to stress; innate immune response. The transcript has 24 exons. The record is from RefSeq and is a predicted model, not a curated record. Gene Ontology annotation, cellular component: cytoplasm. Gene Ontology annotation, molecular function: DNA-binding transcription factor activity, RNA polymerase II-specific; protein binding; RNA polymerase II cis-regulatory region sequence-specific DNA binding.